Boleophthalmus pectinirostris (great blue-spotted mudskipper) is the source of this 2031-nucleotide messenger RNA. RefSeq names its product stromal membrane-associated protein 1. The record is from RefSeq and is a predicted model, not a curated record. The coding region runs from base 163 to 1521 and encodes 452 amino acids. Lineage: Eukaryota; Metazoa; Chordata; Actinopteri; Gobiiformes; Gobiidae. Gene Ontology annotation, biological process: regulation of clathrin-dependent endocytosis. The transcript is spliced from 10 exons. Gene Ontology annotation, molecular function: metal ion binding; GTPase activator activity.
GUUCCCGUAGGCGGAUAGGGAAUUCCGGUUCCGGGUUUUUUCACGUCGCACUCGGAGACGUCCAUUCCCUUGAUUAUGUUAUUUUAUUUAACAUUGGCCUUGAUAGACCACAGAUUGUUAUAGAUAUAUUUCCACUAAAGAAACGUCGUUUAAGGCCCAAACAUGACUACCCGCUCGGAAAGAGAGAAAGCUCAGAAACUUAACGAGCAACACCAGGCCAUCCUGUCCAAAAUGCUGAGAGAGGAAGACAACAAGUACUGCGCCGACUGCGAGGCAAAAGGUCCAAGAUGGGCUUCAUGGAACUUGGGAGUGUUCAUCUGCAUAAGGUGUGCUGGAAUCCACAGGAACCUGGGAGUGCACAUAUCCAGAGUCAAAUCUGUCAAUUUGGACCAAUGGACAUCAGAACAAAUCCAGAGUAUACAAGAUAUGGGUAACACCAAGGCCAGACAACUUUAUGAAGCCAACCUUCCAGAAAACUUCAGAAGACCUCAAACAGACCAAGCGGUGGAAUUUUUUAUCAGGGAUAAAUAUGAAAAGAAAAAAUACUAUGGAAAGAAUGUGACCAAUGGGAGCAGUCCAAAGGACAAUAAGAGAGAAAAAGAGACAGACCGAGCAAAAAUAUCAUCUAGCAUUAAGAGUGAAGAACCUAAGCCAGUUUCAGUCAGCCCUGUGAAGCCUGCAGAGCCUUCUGUGAAUUUACUAGGCCUUGACACACCAGCAUCUUCAUCAUCUAACAAUGGUAGCUCGAGCACAACCCAGAACAAUGACCUGGAUAUUUUUGGCCCCAUGGUCUCCAACCCCCUCCCUGCAUCCACAUCGGCGCCUCAGUUUCCUCAGGUGAGCUCCAGUAAUGUUGCCAGUACCCCAACACAACCUCCAGCUGUAGCAGGAGGGGGUUCAGCAUCAGCCUCUGCCCAGAGCGAUCUCGACUUGUUCAGUGACAGCAGCAGUGCAGCUAAAUCAGAUGAUGCAACCAAAAAGCCCUUGUCAAAGGACUCGAUCCUGUCUCUGUAUGGCACCAAUAGCAUGCCCCAACAGGCUCCUGCAGCUGGCAUGUUCAUGGGUCCAUCCCAGAUGCAGUUUCCAGUCCAGGCUGCAGCUGGUUACCAGGCCUUCCCUGGAAUGGCAGGAGCCAUGCCUCCCACCACAGUCAUGGGAGCCAUGAUGGCUCAGAGUGGGGCAGCCAUGAUGGGAUCCAAUCCAGGCAUGAUGGUUGGCAUGACAAUGCCCAAUGGCUUUAUGGGAAAUGCUCCUGCCGCUGGAGUUAUGGGCAUGGCCCCCAGAAUGAUGGGACCUCAGGGGGGAGCUAUGCCUGCAGGCAUGGUGCCAGCUCAGGGCAUGUAUGCCCUCCAGCCGGGACAGCAGCCUCAGUGGAACAUGGGACAGAUGAACCAGCAGAUGUCAGGAUUGUCCCUGAAUGGGGCGGGUGCUCAAAUGGCCUUUGGUCAGCCUCAGACUGCAAUGGGAGGCUGGGCUGCUGCUGGAUCAGGCCAGACUCUGAGCACACAGCUGUGGAAAUGAGCCUUUGGGUCCAGGGCAGUACAGGUAGAGGCUGCAGACAUGGGAGAAUAGAGCUGCUCUACACCUCACUAUGAACUGUGGUCUGUUUACAACAAGGACCUGCCUUUAAACAUGACAAUUGUAUCUCUCUCUUUCCCUUUUCUCUGUCUCUCUUUCUCUCUAUUGUGUGAGUGAAUUGGGAGUCAUACAGGAGUAUAGCCUGGCAGUUUCUGCCUGUCAUAUGGUUUUUGAUCAUAACUUUUAUUUUCCUUUUUUGGAAAAAUUACAAGGAAACAACAGUCCCAACAAAUAUGAUAUUGACAUAUCAGAAAAGCUGCAGGACCAGUUACACAAGCUUUUAUUGUAUCACUGUAUCAUUAUAAGAUUAUAGAACAUUUAAAUGAAUAGUAUUUAAUGGGAGAGUAAGGACUUUUAGUCUGUCAGUGUAGCUCCCAAAUGUACAGCGCUGUAUAACCUUCUUUUAAAGUACUUGUGGUUCCUCUUAAAAAAAAAUAAAGUCAUAAUAAAUAA